Ipomoea nil (Japanese morning glory) is the source of this 1219-nucleotide messenger RNA. RefSeq names its product leucine-rich repeat extensin-like protein 3. The record is from RefSeq and is a predicted model, not a curated record. Lineage: Eukaryota; Viridiplantae; Streptophyta; Magnoliopsida; Solanales; Convolvulaceae. The transcript has 8 exons. Bases 138 to 929 code for a protein of 263 amino acids.
CGCACAACGUACAACGCGCUUGAAGCCUGCUCCACUGUGUCUCUGAAACAGUCAACCCAGCAAAAAGCCGCCAUUAUUGGAUUCAUUAAAAGCUUGUUUUUACAGCAGUAAAAAGCGGUUGGUUUUAGCACAGCGAGAUGUCGUCAAGCAAACAUAAACCAAAUUCUUCGUCCGGGGCCUCUUCCAUGUCGAUUUCUAGCAUCCAAGGUCAACUUCUCGAAGUUACCGUCGUUUCUUGUCAAAAGUUGAAGGACACAGAAUGGAUCUCCAGGCAAGAUCCCUAUGUCUGCCUUGAAUAUGCUAGCACAAAGUUCCGGACGCGUACCUGUACUGAUGGGGGGAAAAGCCCUACCUUCCAAGAAAAAUUCGUGUUUUCAAUGAUUGAAGGCUUGAGGGAGCUGAAUGUUGUUGUCUGGAAUAGCAAUACAAUUACCUACGACGAUUUCAUUGGCAGUGGAAAGGUUAUACUCCACAGAGUUCUCUCUCAAGGCUAUGAUGAUAGCUCUUGGCCACUCCAAACAAAGACUGGCAGAAAUGCAGGAGAAGUUCGGCUGAUAAUGCACUAUGCAAAUGCUAAUAAGCCGGCAACAAGCUACGCUCCAUCUGCUCCUCCCUAUAUUCCACCACCGGCACCACAAGCAACUCUCCAUUCUGCCCCACCGCCACAUAUGGCCUCCUAUCCAAUGCCUUCCCCUUAUCCAACACCAUCUCCGUACUCAACACAUCCUUAUCCAGCACCGUCUCCUUACUCUUCAUACCCUCCUCAGCCAGCCGCCUAUCCUCCACCUCCUCAACCGGGUGCUUACCCACCGCCUUACACAACACCUUCGGCAUAUCCUCCCCCAUCAUAUCCACCACACAUGUACGACGCAUCGUAUUACCCCCCAGGUCAUUAUCCCGGAACCUACCCUCCACCCCCGCAUUACUGAGAGGAAAGUCGUCAUGCAUGUUUGAAUCAAGUUUGUAGAUGUACAAAGUUGUUGGGUGGCAAGUAUAUUCAUCUAAUUAACUUCUCAGAUGCUUGUGGUUACAUGUUUCAUAGUAGUUGGUUGAUGAAACUGUGGAUAUGCUGUAGUUUCCCUGCUCAAAAGAGAAGCAAGAUAUACAUAUAUCCUUUGGGCAGUCUUUUGAAACCAAGUUUGUUGGGUUUUAUUAUGUAUUUGUUCAGGAAUUUUCAUUGGCAGCCAAGUUUCUUAAGGAAUAUCUAUCUUGAUUCACU